UCUCUAGUUAAACAAACAGAUUCUGGCUAAUAAAAGCUCCUAACAAAUUGCUUCGGGUUUGGCCUCUCACCCACAUUCUCCUCUCCCUCUCUCUUUUAUCCCUUUUCUCAACCAGUUCCCAAUCUCUCCUCCAUUAAUUCACUGCAACAUUCCUUUCCUCCAUCUAGUUUCUCUCAUGGGAGAUCAUUCUCAUCAUCAUACACGUUCGCUGUCCACAGAUCUUUACGGCAUUCUUGGCAUCUCAUCAAAGGGUUCAUCGAUUAAAGAUAUGUGCAAGGCAUAUAAAUCUCUUGUCCACAAAUGGUAUCCUGAUCAUAGAAGUCCUUCGAGCAAAAGUGAAGAGGAAGGCAAUUUUAAAGAUAUUGACGAGGCUUACAAGACCAUCAAUAGCAACAAGCAAGAACAGGGAUUCGGAAGUAGCGAUAGACCCUCAACAAGAGAGAAACUUAACAACCUAAGCGUGGAUGAUAGCUUCUUCUCACGCCGCUCUUCUUUUCUUUCAAAGAGUACGAGUAGAAGGAGCACCACGCCUUCACCUAGACCAACCUACCUGUCCAUGAGUUCAAGCCGGAGGGGCAGCCCUUCCAAGACUUUGAAUUUCGCUCUAUCGAGAACCUUUAGUCGAAGGAGCAGAGCAGAUGCUGAGACAUCCCCCAAUGUGUCAGGAAGCGUCGGUGGGCAUUCACCUUCCCCUCUUUCGAGAAGCAUGAGUAGAAAGUGCACAUCAGAAACUGAAAUGCGAAACAUUUCAAGAAGUACAAGCAGGAGGAGUCCCACUCCUAUUAUAUUCUCUCAAUCCGUUGCUCGGAGGAAACCUCCCCCAGUAGAAAAAAUGCUUGAGUGCACCCUGGAGGAGCUCUGCCAUGGAGGGCUAAAAAAGAUCAAGGUCAUCAGAGAUGUCAUCUCGGAUGAAGGAAUAAUUGUCCAAGAAGAGGAGACACUAACAAUAAACUUGAAGCCAGGAUGGAGAAAAGGAACAAAAGUUACAUUCGAGGGAAAAGGCAAUGAGAAACCAGGCUAUCUCCCAGCAGAUAUCAUAUUCUUGAUACAAGAGAAGAGUCAUCCUUUGUUUACGAGGCAAGGCGACGAUUUAGAGAUUGCCGUCGAGAUCCCUUUGGUAAAGGCUCUCACAGGUUGCUCCCUUUCAGUUCCUCUGUUAGGAGGGGAAACCAUGAGCAUACAUUUUAACGAUAUCAUAUAUCCAGGAUACGAAAAGGUCAUUCAGGGCCAAGGCAUGCCCAAUGCCAAAGAAGGAAAGCGAGGUGACUUAAGAAUCACAUUUCUUGUCAACUUCCCCUCAGAAUUGUCCCAUCAACAACGCUCUGAAGCAUGUAGUAUAUUGGAAGACUGUUCCUGAUUGAUCAUUAGAUAAUCCCCUGCUUAUGCAUUGUAACCUUUUACAGGAUGCAAGUUAUUUUUCUCUUAACUACGACACUUUUCAUGUGACUAGUACAAGGUAACACUUUUUGCCUCACAUUCUAUGGAAGUGAAAUACGCAAACACAAGUAAAACCUUGAGAAGAAAGGAGAAUGGCACACUCUAGUUCCUGAAGUGAUACCAUAUAUUGAAUUUUUUCACGACAAUUUUUGAAAGAACAAAAAGGAAUACUAGUAUCUUACUGAUCCAGGAAUGUAAAAUAGAAUAACAGCUGUUAUUAACCCAUUUUACACAAGAAAAUGAUAAAGAAACCCAACCAUAAUGAACAUACAGUUUCUGCUCACUAUCAUUAUUUCUAUCUCUCAUUUUCAAAUUUUGGACCAUUUUGCAACUCUAUUACAAAAUCAAAUCCAAGAAGAUAGCUUUAUGUGUCAACCGUGGUACAUUAUUGUCAAAGAUUUUUCCUGGCCCACUUCUCUUAAUCAAUUCCCCAAUACAAAGCUAGUAUUCAGAAACUUUUAACAUACUGCUUUGGAGUUAUUGCACAAUAUGCCUUUCAAAAGGGCUAAAGCCUAUUUUAACAUGUCAAGAUUCU
Theobroma cacao (cacao) is the source of this 1972-nucleotide messenger RNA. RefSeq names its product HSP40/DnaJ peptide-binding protein. Lineage: Eukaryota; Viridiplantae; Streptophyta; Magnoliopsida; Malvales; Malvaceae. Gene Ontology annotation, molecular function: protein-folding chaperone binding. Gene Ontology annotation, cellular component: cytosol. The record is from RefSeq and is a predicted model, not a curated record.